AUGCAUCACUUGAUUUUCAUAUUGAGUCUCCUUUUGUUCAGUGCAUUCAGUUUGUAUCCAAUGGAAGCAAAGAAGAAUUCUUUCAGCUUUGAUCUUAGUCAUCGUGAUUCAAAAGCAUCUCCAUUUUAUGACUGGUCUAUAACAGAGUCCGAGCGUUCGAAAGCAGCUCUCAUCCAUUCCCUCAAUCGCCUCAAUCACCUCAAUCACUUGAAUAUGUCUAUGUUAACUGAUGCAAAAUAUGUACAGUCCGAUUUAAUUGUCGGCGACUAUCACAUGAACAUUUAUAUGAGUAAGUCAAAUUAUGGACGAGUUGUUAUCCCAAGCAUGUCAAGUGACCUAACAUGUAUACGCUGUGGCACUUGUUCUUCCAACUGUAAGAAUCAACAUCAAUCACCUUAUGAUCCAGAAUUUUCAAAUACCUAUCACAGUAUUCUGUUUGGCUCACAAGAGUGCAAAGAUAUAAAAGGUACGCGUCAUUCGGGCUCAAAUGAGUGCCAAUAUAUGUAUCAACAUGACGAAAUAUUAUCCUAUGGAAAGCUGGGCAAUGAGACCUUCUACUUUGAAUCUACCGAAAACGUAGAGAAAAAAUCAUUUUAUAUGGUGUUUGGAUGCGAUGAAGCACAUCACGGGAAUUUUAAAGAUGCUGUUCAAGGUGUUGUUGGUCUUGGACGAGGGCCAUUUUCGCUGGUUUCUCAAUUGGGAAAAGGAUUUAGUGAGAAAUUCUCCUACUGCUUGGUUGACGCGAAGCAAUUAGAUAAUCCUAGUAAGAUUAAAUUCGGAUCGGAUUUAAAACUCUACAACCGCGAUAUUAAAGGAUAUACAGUUAAAGUUGAUCCUUCUCAUCCCAGCUACCACCUCAACCUUCAAGCCAUUAGCAUUAACAGUGAGAAAAUAAAAAUACCAAAUAAGAAACAUGAUAUGAUAGUUGAUAUUCAGACACCCUCUACAUCGUUGCCUCAAAACAUGUAUGAUGAAUUCAUUGGGGAGUUUAAAAACCAAGUUGGCCAUGUAGAAUCAAUCGGAGAUACGGACUAUGACACUUGCUUCAACAAACAUGAAUUCGUCAAGAGACCCAAAGUUGUGUUUAAUUUUUCUCACCCAUUCCUAUCUAAGGGAGACUUUCCUGUGAAUCCUUCCACAAUGUUUCGUGAAUAUGGUGACUACAUGUGUUUGACAUUAAUGGUAUCAAAAGAUGGAGUUUCUGUUAUGGGGAACAAGGCACAAGUAGUCGUUCAAAUGAUAUUUGACCUGUCAAGCCAUUCGCUCACUUUUGCUCCGGUUGAGUGCCACAAAGUUCCAUAUUAA
Messenger RNA from Tripterygium wilfordii, 1305 nucleotides. RefSeq names its product aspartic proteinase CDR1-like. The record is from RefSeq and is a predicted model, not a curated record. Gene Ontology annotation, cellular component: extracellular region. The coding region runs from base 1 to 1305 and encodes 434 amino acids. The transcript has a single exon. Lineage: Eukaryota; Viridiplantae; Streptophyta; Magnoliopsida; Celastrales; Celastraceae.